GAAGUCACAGUGCGCAGCUGCGGUAGUCGCUUUGCAGUGGUGGUUGGUUUCUUUUGCUUUUGUAGCCGCUCAUCUUGCGGCAGAGCCAUGUGGAAGCGCCCCUGAUGAUCGUCUGUUUGGCUUUGUAAACAGUUUAAAUCGCAGAAAUCAAAUUGAACUGUGACGAUACGACGUCUGGCUUCAGUUUGACGCGGCUGAAGUUCGUCUUAGGAGCGGAAUCAGAAAUCAUCGGACGAAGGUGAGAAAAAAUGUCCUACUACUCAUCCUCCCGUAGCUCGUCUCGGGCCACUGACUGUAAAGUGUACGUCGGUGACCUGGGCAAUGGCGCUGCAAAGGGGGAGCUGGAGCGAGCCUUCAGUUAUUACGGCCCACUGAGAAGUGUGUGGGUGGCCAGGAACCCUCCUGGGUUUGCCUUUGUGGAGUUUGAGGAUCCCAGAGAUGCAGAAGAUGCUGUCAAAGGCAUGGACGGAAAGAUCCUCUGUGGUUCCCGUGUUCGUGUGGAGAUGUCAACAGGCCUCUCCAGAAAGGGCCGUGGGCGGCCAAGCCGUCGCCAGUUCGACCCCAACGAUCGGUGUUACCAGUGCGGGGACAGGGGUCACUACGCCUAUGACUGCUACCGCUUUAGCAAGCGAGGCCGUCGCAGCAGGUCUCGCUCUCGAUCGCGAUCCCGCUCCAGAUCAAGGUCCCGCGGGCGCCGCUACCGCUCUCGCUCCCGCUCCCGCAGCCGCAGCAGGAGCCGACGCAGAUCGCCAUCCUAUUCCAGACGCAGGAGCAGGUCUGGAUCCCCUGCCCGCUCAAAGUCCAGGACUCCAGCCAGAAGUCGUUCCAGGUCUCGUUCUCGGUCCGGUUCUGCUCCCAGAGGGCGCUCUGUGUCCAGAUCCCGGUCACGUUCUCAGUCUGCUAACCACAAGAGGAACAGCGUGUGGUGGGAGCUGAGCACUGCACUGACACCGCAGCUGAUCCCAGGCCCAGGGUCUGCCAGCUGGCGGUGUGUACGUCCUGCGGGAGGUUGACUAAGCGCUGACCUGAGAUCAGCCUUCGCCUGCAUCUGGUGUUAGACAGCGAGAAAGAGGUCGACCUACCGACCGAACCCUCCCCACAGUGAAUGGGUGUCUGUUCCAACCGACGCACACGCUCAGACGAGAUCAGCCCGUGCACACAUACAGUUGCUCAACUAGAGUCACCCAGCCAGCCAGCCUUCAGAUGUACCAGAGGGCUGACCCACACAGAUCACAGUUCGGCAUUUUUAAAUCCAUUACCUACCUACCAGACCCCCCUACCUACCUACCAGAGUUCUUCGCCUCUGUCUUAGCUUCUGAAAGUGAGAGAGCUGACGAGAGAUCAGUCUUCAAGAGCCUCCCAGCGCAGUGUAUCUCCAAGUUGUAGUCAUCCGUCCUUCAGUCCUUUCAUCCUUCGCUUCUCUGUACUUGUUGUUUCUGCCACUGUCUCCAAAGGUAACCAAAAAUCAAACCCCCUGACAAGCUCAUGUUGAUGGUGAAAAGAAACAUUUGCAGGCUUGAUGUAGUCUGAAAAAAAAUGGUGUUUUGUAGAAGUUAAAGUUGAUCCUUUUUAACAAGCAUGCUCAUAGUACGUAAGUGUGUGUCUGCAUGUGAGAGCGCUUGGGUGAGUGAGUGAAAGACAAACAGGCACCAUGAAUAUUAGUGGGAUGAUGUGUCUGAUACGUUUUUCUCACUGUGUCUCACUUGUUGCCUCAUCGUUACCAUUUGAAGCAACUUGUCUGUGUUUGUAGGUAAGGGGAGGAUUGAGUUCUGUAUUUCUUAGAGCACAAAUGCUGCUAACCAGCAGCUCUAGAAGCAAAACAUGAGACAGUGUCAAUCAAAGACCUGCCAUUUAUUUCAAUGAGCGUUUGCUCUGGGGGUUCAAUUAUGAAUUUAGCUUUUGAACAUAGAUAGCUAUUUCUGAAAAGAUUAGAGGCAGAUGACAUGAAGUGUACCUGAGAGGUCAAGGGUUGUUGUUAAGAAUGUUAACACCUGUCCGAACUUUCUUCCACCCCUCCCCUGCGGCGGGCUAAUUCCUCUUCCUUUCUG
Pundamilia nyererei is the source of this 2048-nucleotide messenger RNA. RefSeq names its product serine and arginine rich splicing factor 7a (gene srsf7a). The transcript is spliced from 8 exons. The record is from RefSeq and is a predicted model, not a curated record. Lineage: Eukaryota; Metazoa; Chordata; Actinopteri; Cichliformes; Cichlidae. Gene Ontology annotation, molecular function: zinc ion binding; RNA binding. The coding region runs from base 249 to 1013 and encodes 254 amino acids.